Messenger RNA from Thamnophis sirtalis, 2888 nucleotides. RefSeq names its product scavenger receptor class A member 3 (gene SCARA3). NCBI's taxonomy places the organism in Eukaryota, Metazoa, Chordata, Lepidosauria, Squamata, Natricidae. The record is from RefSeq and is a predicted model, not a curated record.
UGGGACAUUGGAAGGAAGUUUGUCUGGGCUCCGACCCAAGGAGCAGAGCGAGAGAAAGACGGAGCGUGGCGGUCAACAUGCUUCCUGUGUGUUAAACGGCGCUCAGGGAAGCAAAGACGCCAGGGAUGCUCGUGAGAAGACGGCAAGCCGCCGCGGGGCCCUGAAGGGUGGGCACCUCGCCCUGCUCCGCCUUGCCGUCCCCCGUCCCGUCCGUCCCCCGCCCCGAAAAACAGCAACUUUUAGCGGCGGGCUUCGAGGGCGGCGUAGUCUCCCAGCCAUCCAAGGAUCGACGCCCUUGUUUCGGAUGAGAGUCCCCCGACCCCGGCUGUCUCCUAUCGGCCCUUAGGGCCUAGUCCCAUGAGGUCGAAGCGUCAGCCUCUCGCUGCUUGUUUUCCCAGGCUCGGCUCGGACGGAGCGGGACUCCCGACGGUAGGAGAAUGAAAGACGAGGACCUUCCUGAAGAAGAAGACGAAAUGCCUUCCUUCAGAUACAGACCAAAUGGCCGGAUGAGGACCAACUGCAGCCGGUGUGAGAAAAACCUAACUCUACAGACAUCUGUGAAAGUGUUGUAUGUCUUCGUUGUCUUGCUGGUAAUGGCAGUUGUGGUGCUGGCAGCUUUAGUUUUCAAGAAAGUGGGAUCAAUAGCUGAUAAAUUUAACUCAACUCAGACGUACUAUGAAAAGACGAUUGUGUCAGUCCAAAAAAAUCUUCAGGAUCUAGAUCAGAAAUCAAUGGACAACUGCUCCUUGUGUCAUGACACAGGGCAACUUGGACAGGAAAUUAGCAAAUUGAAAAAGGAGCUGGAGGAGAUUCAGAAGAAGCUCUUGGCCCAGGAUGUAUUACUUGAUCGAGCUGCACAAGCUCACCAGCAGCUCUCAUCUUCCAGCAGCAAGAUCACUGAUGAAGUAGAUAGAUGUUUCUUUGCUGUUCAGCAGGUCAACCAGAGUUUGAGCCUCUUUCUGGCCCAAGUGAUGGGCUGGCAGGCUGCCACUUCUCAGCUCGGCACCUCACUCAAGGAUCUAACACAAGAACACUUCGAUGUUGAAACUGCUUUGCUGCAGAUAAACUUUACCAAUAGGCAGACCUCAGACUGGGUCCAGAUCAUUCAAAGAAAGACCAAUGAGGAGACCCUGACUCUACAGAAGAUUGUGACUGAGUGGCAGAACUACACCCGGCUGUUUGGCAGCUUGAAGGCCACCUAUUACAAAACAGCUGAUAUGAUCAAGAAUAUUCAAACCAAUUUAGCUAUUGCCUCACAAAGGAUCAGCCAGAAUUCAGACGGUAUGCAUGACCUCAUACUCCAAGUAACAAGUUUACAGUUGCAGCUGGACAACAUCUCCUCUUUCUUGGAUGACCACGAGGAGAACAUGCACGACUUUCAAUACCAUACCCAAUACAUAAAAAAUCGGACAGCUGAGCACUUUCAGACCUUGGAAGGCCGUAUGACAUCCCAUGAGAUUGAGAUCAGCACAAUCUUUACCAACAUCAAUGCAACUGAUAGCCACGUCCACAGCAUGCUCAAGUACCUGGAUGAUGUGCGACUCUCUUGCACCCUGGGCUUCCACACACAGGCUGAAGAGCUUUACUACCUGAACAAAUCGGUCAGCCUCAUGAUAAGCACCACAGAUCUUCUGCGGGAGCGUUUUAGCCUGCUCAAUACCCAGUUGAACUUUAACAUUCGCAACCUUUCCAUGGUGAUGGAAGAGAUGAAAGCUGUUGACAUCCGACACGGGGAGAUCCUGAAGAACGUUACCAUCAUACAAGGUGUUCCUGGCCCUCCUGGCCCAAGAGGAUUGAGAGGAGAUCCUGGCAUGAAAGGCCCACUUGGAAGCAGAGGAGAAAAGGGUGACAUGGGGGAUCUGGGCCCGCCAGGGCCACAAGGGUCUCUGGGCCCUCGCGGACUUUCUGGACCUCAAGGCGAGAGAGGCGCUGUGGGCACAAGAGGCCCCACUGGAAUCAAAGGAAGCAAGGGUAGCUUUGGACAAGGGGGUUCCAAGGGGCGGGCGGGCCCCAAAGGGGACCCUGGACCUCCAGGUCCUGAGGGAGCCAUUGGCCCACCUGGUCCACUUGGCCCACAGGGGAGACCGGGCAUCCCAGGCAAACGCGGGCCUCUUGGUAAUAUAGGGCCGCCGGGCCGACAGGGGGAUCCUGGAGUACAAGGUCUGCGUGGAUUUCCAGGGCCCCCAGGACCUCCAGGAAUGUAAAUUCUCCCUUUUUUCUCCCCCCAAGUUUUAAUGUGGACAAUUGGGGGGGAGCUCUUUGCUGCAGACACCUGUCUCCCCAGGAAGGCAUCAAGAUAAUGGGGAAUGGAUGGUGUCAUUUAUUCUGCACUGUCAAAUUCCAUUUUCAGUGGCUUAGGGAUAAGCUUGAAAAAUUGCUUCAAACCAUUGAAUUCUCUUAAUUUUGGGAACUUCAAAGGCAAAGAAUUGCAGCUGCAGAGUAAGUAGGAGGAGCAAUCAUUGGUAAUUAGAAUACACGGUCUGCAUGUAAAUGGUCCUAAAUUCAGUUUCUAACAUCCGCAUAGAGGGCUGAAGCUCUGGAGAGAUAUUACCACUUAAUAUAGCCCCGAGUCACUUGGUUCAGUAGGUGGCUAUAGAAAUUGAAUAAAUAAAUAAAUAAAAAUUAGCCAUGCCAAAUGAAUAAAUGGGCAAACAAUAACAACUUCCUAUCUUCAUGUUACACAGUUGCCAUGCUUUUUGUAUAUAUGGGUGUGUGCGUGCGCAAGUGUGUUCAUAUGAGAUAUUGGCUCAUCUGCUUGUGCAUUCAUUCCACAGUACAAUUAGAUUGUGUCGCUGAUCUCUUCAUCUGUAACUCUCUUAUACAUGUAUGGUAUAACCGCUACACAUAUACAUCCAAAACAAUAAAAAAAAUGUAAAGGUGAGAUGAAA